Molecule: messenger RNA, 1905 nt
Organism: Triticum turgidum subsp. durum (durum wheat)
Lineage: Eukaryota; Viridiplantae; Streptophyta; Magnoliopsida; Poales; Poaceae
Source: the annotation of a GenBank genome assembly
AUGAACCCCCGCCAUGUCCUCGAGCUCCUGCACCAGUGCCGCUCCAUCCGACACCUCGACCAGCUACAGGCCCACCUCCUCGCCCACGGCCCAUCCGCCGUGGCCUCCCUCGCCUCCCAGCUCGUCGCCUCCUACUGCGCGCUCUCCGGUGCCGCCGGACACGCGGGACUCUGCCACGCCCGCCGCGUGUUCGACACAAUUGCCGACCCGUACAGGUUCGCGUACAACAGUCUUAUCAGGGCGUACUCCAACAGCUGUUGCCCCCAGGAGGCGCUGUGCCUGCACCGCGACGUCCUCCGGCGCGGCAUCCUGCCGAACGAGUUCACACUGCCCUUCGUGCUCAAGGCGUGCGCCAGGGCGCGGGCCACAGAGCACGCGCUAGCCACCCAUGGAGUGGCUGUCAAGCUGGGGUAUGUGCGGCAGGUGUUCGUGGGCAACGCGCUCCUGCACUCAUAUGCGUCGACUGGGUUGCUGCGGGACUCUCAGCGGUUCUUUGCCGAGAUGGCGCCGGGCAGGAAUGUUGUGUCGUGGAACACGAUGAUUGGUGGAUAUGCACAGGCUGGGGAGACCAGCAAGGCGUGCGCCUUGUUUGGAGAGAUGAGGCGCCAAGGAGUGUUGGCUGAUGUGUUCACAUUUGUCAGCCUGCUUCUCGUUUGCUCAACUGAGGGAAAUCUUGAGGUUGGUCGGCUGGUGCAUUGUCAUAUGUUGGCAAGUGGAUCCCGGGUUGAUCUGAUUCUCGGUAACGCACUUGUGGACAUGUAUGGUAAGUGCGGGGAUCUGUGGAUGGCUCGUAGAUGCUUUGACAUGAUGCCCACGAAAAAUGUUGUUUCAUGGACUUCCAUGCUUUGUGCCCUGGCAAAACAUGGCUCGGUGGAUGCUGCAAGAGAUUGGUUUGAGCAGAUGCCCGAGAGGAACAUAGUCUCCUGGAAUGCCAUGAUCUCUUGCUAUGUUCAGGGUGGCCGAUUCCGUGAAACUUUGGGUCUUUAUAACCGUAUGAAAUCUCUAGAUCUCACUCCAGAUGAGGUUACCUUGGCUGGUGUCCUCUCUGCCCAUGGACAAAAUGGCGAUUUGGCCUCUGGAAGGAUGAUACAUUGUUAUAUUAAAGACAAUUUUAGUGAUCCUGGUGUCACUCUACUUAAUUCACUUCUUGAUAUGUAUGCAAGAUGUGGUCAGGUAGACACAUCCAUAAGCUUGUUCACUGAGAUGCCCAAUAAAAACACUAUCUCUUGGAAUGUGAUUAUUGGAGCGCUAGCCAUGCAUGGGCGUGCACAAGAGGCAGUCAUGUUCUUCAGAGCUAUGGUAUCUGAUGCCUUCUCCCCUGAUGAGAUCACAUUUGUCGGUCUUCUUUCUGCAUGCAGUCAUGGUGGUCUACUAGAAGAUGGACAGUAUUACUUCAAAGCCAUGAGACAUGUUUACAAUGUUAAGCCUGAAGUUGAGCACUAUGCUUGCAUGGUUGAUCUGCUUGGUCGGCGUGGCCAUCUUGCACAAGCUGUUGAUCUAAUAAAAGAUAUGCCAAUGAAGCCUGACGUUGUGGUUUGGGGUGCAUUACUUGGAGCCUGCAGGAUCCAUGGUAAUGUAGAGAUCGGCAAGCUAGUGAUCAAACAACUGCUUGAGCUGGAGGGAAUUAAUGGAGGCUUGUUUGUCCUAUUUUCUAAUUUGCUGUAUGAAACUCACCAGUGGGAGGACAUGAAAAGGCUCAGGAAGCUAAUGAGAGAGCGGGGAACAAAAAAGGAUAUGGGUGUUAGUUCAAUUGAAGUAAACAACAGCAUACAUGAAUUUGGAGUGGAAGACAUCAGACAUGAAACCUCAAGUGAGAUAUAUGCGGCAGUUGAUCAGUUGGCAUAUCAUUUAGUCUCUUUGCAUGUCCUGGCUGUGCAGCCAGUAGAACUCAUCAUGGAAGAGUGA